Molecule: messenger RNA, 1401 nt
Organism: Suillus fuscotomentosus
Lineage: Eukaryota; Fungi; Basidiomycota; Agaricomycetes; Boletales; Suillaceae
Exons: 3
Coding region: 213-1373 (386 amino acids)
Source: RefSeq, a predicted model, not a curated record
AUUACGUAAAUGUCACCGCACCAAUGAAUUUCCCGUCACCCAUGGACUCUGGGAUGCACGUUCACAAGUAUCUCCUUCACCAUUACCAACAUCAAACAGGUAGACGGUUCAGUCCACUCGUGCUGUCCGUUUGACCUAGCAUCCAUCCUGCCAUCUACUAGUACCCACCCUGUCAUUCGUUUAUAAUCCGACGCUCUUUACUGCCUUUCAACAUGGAACAGAAACAUGACUAUAAUUCAGCACGUAGCACCUUCGCCAUGAAGAUAUUUAGCGGCACCGAUGUCAACCACACAACUACCGUCAUUAUCGUGGUUCUUUGUGUCGUCGCGGGCAUGUUGAUCUUGUUCGGUCUUUUUCGGUUCCUACGCCAUCGAUUGGCUCGACGUUCCACUCCCCUACCACCCGUGCAACCUAUUGCUCACCAUCGUAAGCAGCGGCUGACAGAGUUUGCUGAACGGCCCACCAUGUCGUCAACAUACUCCCUGUCCUCACGCCUUUCCCCGUCAAUUGAAUUAUCGCCCGCCGCGAGCGAUCCUUCCUUUCUCACUUCAAAGUAUGAUCAGACUUUUCACUCGCAAUCAAGUCUGUAUCUCGCGGAUAAAAGCGACGGCCAAGCCGCGCCGCCAUCUCUAGCGAAUGACGAAGAAGUUCUACCCAUGCCAAAUCCCGCAUUUAAUCAUGCCAGGCGUUUCAGUAGCAGCUCUUCGGGUUCUGUUUCUUCCACUCCUCCCUCAGCUUCUGUUUCAUCACAUUCGCCAUCGCAGGCUACGCUUAUUCAUUCGUAUUCUCGUCAUACUGGUCCUGCGUUAGCAGCGUCCAGCACCUCCAUCCGAAGCAGGAGUUCUGGAAGGAGCACUAUCGUAGGCGCUCCGCAUGGACCCCUUAGCCAGGUCAGACUCGUACUACCUGCCCCUCUCGCUCCUUCUCUACAUCCAUAUCUUUCUGGUUCAGACGCAAGUAGAUUAGGCGUCAAUGCUGAGACGUCAAUGCGCUCAACCAUGGUCGAUAUGUGGGCACCCCCGCUUCACAGGUCGGUGAGCUCUGAACAUAUCCGAUCAAAUUCGCCCGCAAUCCCUGCUACGUACCGGCACGGAUCUUCACUCUCUAGACCUCGACAGAGGACCUCCUCCUGCCAUACACCGUCUCUGUCAUCUUAUUCCUCUGCGGUUGGAUCCCCUCCUGUUCCCCCAAUCCCUUCCCAGUAUAGGCAACUGAAUGGCGCAUCUGACGCCAUUCAACAUCAGCAAGACCUUCCUACGAGAAGCCCCAUACUUGCACAAUCCUCCUCCGAAGGGUCAUAUACCACACAGCACGAGGACCAAGAAGAGAAUCGUCACGAGUCCUCGACCACAUCCCGACCGAGUAAUAGAUGACAGGUUGCUGUGGUAUUUUGACUCUGUG